AUGCUAGAUCUUCCCUUUUUAAUUGAUCACUGGAACAACGAGCAUGAACGUAUUGUAGUGCUGACGGAGAGGAGUUUCUACAUAAUCCGCUACGAUUUCAUCAGUGGCCACAUUCGUGACAGCAAACGCGUCGGACUUGGUCAGCUGAUUUCGGUGACAACCGGACCUCUGGUUUUUCCCACUAAAUCACUCAUGCCUACACGAACAUCACCGGGAGUACAACUUGUCUGGGGAGAUCUUGGCACUGUUACAGCGGCACAAAAAUGGAAUCCCCUCUGUCGCAACAUGCCCUACGUGGUAUUGACACAUCAUCCACUGCUAGUGAAGCAGAACCAACUUCCUAGCGGUCAGUCCAGCGCAAACGGAGCUGGUUAUGGACAGGAUACUAAUGCUGGAACGCUUUACGAUGUCAACAACUUCCUUCAGGCCAUUCGUGAUGCUUGUCCUGGUUCAAAUGUGGAGUUUAAAACCGGUGACAUCAUCAUUGAAAGCUACGGAAACAUCGGAAGUGUUGUAUUCAACCAAACUAGCCUAGGAUUCGCCAAAUCAAAGAUUCCAGUGGCUGAAUAA
Messenger RNA from Rodentolepis nana, 570 nucleotides. NCBI's taxonomy places the organism in Eukaryota, Metazoa, Platyhelminthes, Cestoda, Cyclophyllidea, Hymenolepididae. The record is from the annotation of a GenBank genome assembly.